Messenger RNA from Gastrolobium bilobum, 1110 nucleotides. Its product is annotated as two-component response regulator-like APRR5. The transcript is spliced from 5 exons. Bases 1 to 1110 code for a protein of 369 amino acids. Gene Ontology annotation, biological process: regulation of flower development. NCBI's taxonomy places the organism in Eukaryota, Viridiplantae, Streptophyta, Magnoliopsida, Fabales, Fabaceae. Gene Ontology annotation, molecular function: protein binding. The record is from RefSeq and is a predicted model, not a curated record. Gene Ontology annotation, cellular component: nucleus.
AUGAUAGUGGAGGCGGUGACAAUAAUGAUAGCGAUAACUGUGGGAUUGUUUGAUGUUGGGACUAUGGGGAUUCAGGCGUUGAAUUCUAUCACCAACUUUGCUUCUAUGUCUUCUGAUCACUAUGCUUUUGACACUUAUUUGCACACACAUUCAAACUCAGGCAUGGUCUCCUCUGAUGGAGGUGGAGACCUUUCGUUUUUCUCUGACCCUUACUCUCUCUUCACUAGCUCUCCCACUCAAAAAAAUAAUAAUUCAAACCCAUUUGAUGAAAUUCUUCCUUCUUUUGAUCCUUUUCCCCCAUCUUUUUCAUCUUUGUCUCCUCCAAAUGCUCACUUGGAAAACCUUAGCCUUUAUCUGACUAACAGUGUUCAGCCACAGUCAAAUGGCCCAAUUUCAACAAGUGAAUUUGGAAGUUUCUCAGCUUGUGAUGGGUGGGAAGUGAAAAAUGAGGAAUGCCAAAUGGGUGUUGAUUACACCUACAAUCAGCAAUUUCUUCCUCACAGUUACAGUGGCACUGAAAAUAUAUAUAAGUACAUGCAGAGGAGCUUCAGCAGCAACUCUUUCGAAGGGAAACCUGAUUUUCUGUUCCAACCUCACUGUGAUACUCUCAUCGAUUCCCCAAAAUUUCAAAGGCAUGACACAAGCUCCCCUGAACACACUGUCUUCGCUGGACAAAUGAGAAGGGUGUGCAGCACAGGAGAUUUACAGAAUAUGCAAGCAAAUCACAUGUCUCAAACGGAGGGGCCGAUGUUGGAGGAACCAAACUUCAAAGUAGGGCGUUACAGUGCCGAGGAAAAAAAAGAAAAAAUUUCUAAAUACAGAGCCAAGAGAACCCAGAGGAACUUCAACAAGACCAUUAAGUAUGCAUGCCGAAAGACACUGGCCGAUAAUCGACCGCGCAUACGUGGCAGAUUUGCCCGCAACGAUGAAGCCAGCGAGAUUCCCAAGGCUCCAUGUUCACCCCGAGAUGAAGGCGAAUUCAAUUUUUGGGUAAAUUUUAAUUCUAUUGAAGAAUUGCGGUUGCAUGAAGAGCAAGACGAUGUAACAGUGGGGGCAGGACACUACGUGAAAAGCCAUGGAGUUAGUCAGUUUCAGUAUUGUGGCUUUUGA